Cicer arietinum (chickpea) is the source of this 1856-nucleotide messenger RNA. Its product is annotated as negative regulator of systemic acquired resistance SNI1. Gene Ontology annotation, cellular component: nucleus; Smc5-Smc6 complex. Lineage: Eukaryota; Viridiplantae; Streptophyta; Magnoliopsida; Fabales; Fabaceae. Gene Ontology annotation, molecular function: transcription cis-regulatory region binding. The record is from RefSeq and is a predicted model, not a curated record. Gene Ontology annotation, biological process: negative regulation of systemic acquired resistance; negative regulation of DNA-templated transcription; DNA damage response.
CUUCCGUCACCGAAACCGCUACUUGUAAAGAUAUACGACUUUGAUGUUUAUCAUGUUUUGGCGGGAAGAUACAUAAACUCUUUAUUUGUUUGUUUUAGUUAACUAAUUUUAAUUUACGUGGAAAUGGAGAACCCUAGCUGCAAUGAAAGAUGGAAGAGAGCAGGAAUCGAAGAUAACAUGCUACUCACCAUGUUUGAUGCUUCUGAUACUAAUCAAGAUGCCGUCGAUGAACGGAUUGCUUUUCUGGAUGCUGUUCGUGCUUCUUCAAUUGGCCUUGAACGUGGAAAACCACCAACUUCAAAAAUAUUUGGGGCAAUCUUCCACAUGCUGAGGACUGGGAAAUCUUUACAGUUGAUUGUUGCAAGUUAUAAGCUUCUGGUUGAUUUAGAAAAGCAUUUCCCUCGUGCAUAUUUAUCCGGCGUAGAUGAUUCCCUAUCAUCAUCCAACUCUCCACGAAAAUUGGUUGUGGCUGAAGAGGCAUGGUCUCCCCUUAUUCUUUACUUGGAUAAUGCCACUGCUGUCAGUGAAACGGGUGACAAACAGUCCGGUGGACCUCUUGAUCCCUCUAGCUUUCAUGUCCUGAUUGGAGAGCUCGUUGAAAGUUUAACUGAGUCUGAAAUUCAAGCAGCAAGCGUGAAGAACUUGUUACUCUUUCAAUAUCUUGUCAUUGUGCUUGAAGGCGAUUUUAUACCUCGAAAUGCUACCAUGAACUGGAGCUUGCAGCGGGAGUCUUUGCUAAACGUGUUACUGGGGUCUAGGAAAACAAACUACAAAAGCUUGAUGAAAGAUUGCGUGGAAGUUAUCUGUGUACUAUGUCAACUUCUUCAAAAUGAUCUUAGUAAAAAGUUCGAGGUUGAAAAAAGUUCUGAAUCUCAGUCAUCCAAAAAUUGUCAUGCUGGAUUAUCUCUUGCUUUACUUGAAGUAUUAAAGAAUGCACGUGUCUCUAUGAAGAAACUUUUGGUGAUGAUUAUGGCCCUUGAUAUGUCUAGGAAGAAAGCAGACAUUGAAGGCCAUACAUCAAGAGCAGAUAGUCCAAGAACACCUUUGGUGGACAUAGUUCUGGAUGAACUGGCAUACAGCAAAGAUACUGUCCCACAUUUUCUUAAGAUCUUCAGCGAGCCUAAAUGGAAGCUGGAAAUAGUUGUGCAAUAUCUUUGGAAAUACAUAACUAAGCCUUCUGCUCGCACACGUCGAUCAAGUGGUUGUACCGAAGAUGCAACAUUUGAUGGUGCUUUGAAAUGUUUUUCGAAUAAAAAUGGCACUAAGAGCAUAAUAAAGAAAAUUGGUGGAGAUGUAGUUCAGUUGCUUUUGGCUCAUGGUUUUCAGGCCCAAUUGUCAAUAUUGUCAGAAACAAAUGCAAAUGACAACAUUGGUGGAGGCAGAGAAGAGGGGGGCAGUGCUCUUGUAGAUUUGUGCCAGGCGUUUAUAUCUGCUUUUGAUAGUUUGAAAAGCACAGAUAGGGAUAUGGAGAUACUGUCAAUUGGAAAAGAGGCAUUGUUUACUGCAGCAACUGCUAUCUCCAUGAAGUCAUAGGAGUGUAAAUAAUAGCAUUGACUUAACCUUUUUAUUGAAGUUAUAUUUUCUUAACUUUUCUAUUCAUUCUUCUUUAUGAUAAAUGAGUUGAAUUUGAUCAACUCAUUCUUUAUUGAGUCUGAGGCUUUGUAGCUUUGAUUAAAUGCAUCAAAUACUUUUCCAUAGGUAAAUUUUGUAUCUUGUUUUACUGAAAUGAUUUUGAAUAGCAAUAUCCCAAACCAUUGUAAGAGUAAGUUGCAUGGUGGAGAUAUUUCCAUUGAAAUUGAAAAUGAUUUAAGAUCUUAUCAUUCCCACAUGAUGUAUGAUAUAUGUUAUUUAUCAAA